Messenger RNA from Syngnathus typhle (broad-nosed pipefish), 3027 nucleotides. Its product is annotated as macrophage mannose receptor 1-like. NCBI's taxonomy places the organism in Eukaryota, Metazoa, Chordata, Actinopteri, Syngnathiformes, Syngnathidae. Gene Ontology annotation, molecular function: signaling receptor activity. The record is from RefSeq and is a predicted model, not a curated record. The coding region runs from base 77 to 2839 and encodes 920 amino acids. The transcript is spliced from 23 exons.
GCUGUGCGAGGUCAAGUCGAAGGCACCCGCCCGCCACUGUCCGCGCAGAGUCUGGCCCCCCGUGGACUCCCAGACGAUGAGAACGCACCAGAAGGUGCUCGUGAGGCUCGUUCUUUCAUUGGGUGCCGCUUUUAUUGUAUUAAUUUUUUUAUUUUUUUAUUUGUAUUCAUACAAAGUUUUACCAGUGUCCUCGGCUGAUCCGCGCUCAGCAUGUGAGGAAGGCUGGCUCCCUUUCGGCUCCAGUUGUUACAAGAAGAUGGCAACCCCCAACGGUUGGCUGGGGGCUCGGCACGAGUGCGUCUGGGAGGGCGGCGACCUGGUCUCGGUCGCCUCGUCGGAUGAGGAAGCCUUUGUGAAGAAGCAAAUGGGCGAUGACCCCUUCUGGAUCGGACUUUCCAAUCUGAAAUACGAGUUCUGGAGUCCGUAUGACACGGUGAAAAAAAAGCUGACUUGGUCAGAUGUUGGCGUGACGACAAACUACUCCAACUGGGACUCACGUCAGGCUGGAAGCUCCGACGUAGAGUCCUGUGCGUACAUCAACCAAGGCGCGUACAGUCAGUCAGGAAAGUGGCGACAUGGCUCGUGCGGAUCCUCGUUGCCGUACAUGUGCGAGCGCUCGUCGGAUGACUGCCCGGAGGGUCGGUCGUGUUCCUCCAAAAACUUGGGUUACAAUCGAGUGGAAACUUCCUCCUGCGACCCCGGCGACUUCCUGUACGAUGACUCUUGCUAUCACUUUGAGGGGAGAAUGAUGACUUGGCAGCCCGCCGAGAACUUCUGCAAGGGACGGAAUGGCCACCUGGCCAGCGUCCACUCAGAGGACCAAGCCAAACGCUUGGCUGCUCACGUGAGAAACGUAACUCAUCAUUCAUGGUUGGGACUCCAGAAGAAGAACGGCACGUUUGAGUAUUCUGACGGAACAGCUACCGCCGGCACCCCAUGGGUGCCCAACGGACCUACAAACUCUUACAACUGUGCAGCUCUGAGGCCAGAAGGAAGAGUUGAUGACUGCUCUUGCACCGAAAUGUAUGGAGCCAUCUGCAAAAAAGCCAAGUUCCAACAGGUUCUUACUGCUCAUCUGCCGUCAAUAUUCAGGCCAGGCUGGAGCGAAAAGUGUGGCUGGUGGCUGGACAACCCUUCCGACGACUUCUGCUACCUGAUCAACCGCCAGUCCCGCAAGACCUGGCAGGAGGCGCGAGACGACUGCGUCGGCCACGGAGGCGACCUGCUCAGCAUCUCUCACUCGUAUGAAGAGAACUUCAUAGAAGGUUUAUACGCCCUUCAUCUGACCAUUCCCUCUCUAUGGUUGGGCGCCAAUGCCAAUAUCACUGAAGGCAGCAAGUGGACUGAUAGAUCCCCGUUUACUUACAAAAACCUGAAAACAGGUGACGCCAGUGACGCCACUGGCGGACGCUGCCCUUCCUUGCUCACUAUUGACGUCAGCUUGAAAUUUGACAAUUGCAAGAAAAAAAGCAGCUACAUCUGCAAGAGAAGAGGAAAAGUCAAUCAGAAGUUAUGUGAUAGGACCAAGGGCUGGCUCCCUUUGGGCUUCAGUUGCUACAAGAAAAUGGCGACUCCCAACGGUUGGCUGGGGGCUCGGCACGACUGCGUCUGGGAGGGCGGCGACCUGGUCUCGUUCACCUCAUCGAACGAGGAAGCCUUUGUGAAGAAGCAAAUGGGCGACGACCCCUUCUGGAUCGGACUAUCCAAUCUGAAAUGCGAUGAGGCAUGGUGUUGGUAUGACGAGGGGCAAAAGAACCUGACUUGGUCCAAUGCCAACGUGAUGGCAAGCUACUCUAACUGGGACUUGCGUCAGGUUGGAAGGUCCGACGUAGAGUCUUGCGCAUAUGUCAACCAAGGCGUGUGGAACGAGAGUCAGCCAGGAAAGUGGCGACACGGCUCGUGCAGAUCCUCGUUGGCGUUCAUGUGCAAGCGCCCACUGAACGACUGCACGGAGGGCUGGCCGUGUUCCUUAAAAGACUUCGUUUACGAUCGAUUGGAGACUUCCUCCUGCCACCCUGGCGAAUUCCUGUUCGACGAUUCUUGCUAUCAUUUUGAGGGGAAGAAGAUGGUGCAGUGGGCCGCCGAGAGGUUUUGCAAAGGACGUAAAGGUCACCUGGCCAGCGUCCUCGCAGCGGAUGAAGGCAAUUUCUUGGCAGCUCACAUCCGAGACGUAGGAGGAUCUCGGCCUUUUGUGGGACUGAGGAAGAAAAAACCCAACUAUGAGUGGAUUGACAAACACACUACGGACUACGUCACGCAGUUGAUGGGAAAAAAUUCGACAGUAUUCGAUGAGUGCUUUGCUCUGUCAGCUUCUGGAGAAUUUGAUGAGUGGUCAUGCGCUCAAGAGCAGCCAUCUAUCUGCAAAAAAGACAAGGUCCGAGAGGGUCUUCCUUUUCUGCCGUCAUCAACAUGGAAACCAGGCUGGAGCGAAAAGUGCGGCUGGUGGCUGAACAACCCGUCCAACGACUUCUGCUACCUGAUCAACCGCAAGUUCCGCAAGACCUGGCAGAAGGCGCGAGACGACUGCAUCAGCCUCGGAGGCGACCUGCUCAGCAUCACCCACUCAAGUGAAGAAUACUUCAUACAAGGUCUGUACGCUUUUCCGCUGACCAGUCCCUCUCUGUGGUUGGGCGCCAAUACCAAUACCAAUACUACAAACGGCAUCAAGUGGAUUGACGGAUCAAUGUCCACUUACAAAAACCUGAAAACAGGCAUUGCCAGAGAAGGCCCCGGUGGAAGCUGCCUUUCCUUGCUCACUACAGAGGGCCGCUGGAAAUUUGACGAUUGCGAAGAAGAAAGCUGCUACAUCUGCAAGAGAAUAGGAAAAGGCACGAUUUGAUAUUCGUCCGAUUCUUAGAGUUGUGUCAUCAGAUGUGAAGUAUUAAGGAAGGCUUCUUCUGAAGUCCCACAAUAGCAGUAGGCAGGCAUUUCUUUGUGGGCGUGUCAAUGGUUGGUCCCCCAGUUGACACGAUUGGCAAUAACUAGCUUACUGAAAUUUUAGUUUCUACAAAAUGCUGAUAAGACAGU